CCCCAAAAUUUCCUUUCGCUUUCGAUCUCUGGCUGUCACCCGGCCUGGCCCCUUCCACGCCCAGCCGGGGCAAGCCUGAUCUGGCCAUAGGCAUGAGGGGCCUCCGGCCGAGAUGAUAGUGCUGGCGCCAGCCUGGAGCCCAACUACCUCCCUGCUGCUGCUGCUACUGCUCAGCCCUGGCCUCCGCGGGUCCCCCGACUGUUCCUUCAGCCACAGCCCCAUCUCCUCCACCUUCAAGGUCACCAUCCGAAAGCUGUCUGAUUACCUGCUUCAGGAUUACCCAGUCACCGUCGCCUCCAACCUACAGGACGACGAGCUCUGUGGGCCAUUCUGGCACCUGGUCCUGGCCCAGCGCUGGAUGGGUCGGCUCAAGGCUGUGGCUGGGUCCCAGAUGCAAAGCCUGCUGGAGGCGGUCAACACCGAGAUACAUUUUGUCACCUUGUGUGCCUUCCAGCCCCUCCCCAGCUGUCUUCGAUUCGUCCAGACCAACAUCUCCCACCUCCUGCAGGACACCUCCGAGCAGCUGGCGGCCUUGAAGCCCUGGAUCACCCGCAGGAAUUUCUCGGGGUGCCUGGAGCUACAGUGUCAGCCCGCAGACUCCUCCACCCCACUGCCCCCAAGGAGCCCCAGGGCCUUGGAGGCCACAGCCCUGCCAGCCCCUCAGGCCCCUCUGCUGCUCCUCCUGCUGCUGUUGCCUGUGGCUCUCUUGCUGAUGUCCGCUGCCUGGUGCCUGCACUGGCGAAGGAGGAGAUGGAGAACGCCCUACCCCAGGGAGCAGAGGAAGACACUGAGGCCCAGAGAGAGGAAUCACCUGCCCGAGGACACAGAGCCGGGACUCGGAGAAAGUCAGCUAGAGACUGGUUCCUUCCUCGACCACGCUGCCCCGCUCACUCUCCCCCCAGGAUGGAGGCAACGCCAGCCCCCCACGCCAGCCCCAGACCCACCUAUCCCCCUCUGUACAAAGUCCUUGUCCCCAGGAAAUUGUAUAUAAAUCAUCCUUUUCUACCA
Molecule: messenger RNA, 1008 nt
Organism: Prionailurus viverrinus (fishing cat)
Lineage: Eukaryota; Metazoa; Chordata; Mammalia; Carnivora; Felidae
Gene: FLT3LG
Product: fms related receptor tyrosine kinase 3 ligand
Exons: 8
Coding region: 113-991 (292 amino acids)
Biological process (GO): positive regulation of cell population proliferation
Cellular component (GO): membrane; cell surface
Molecular function (GO): receptor tyrosine kinase binding; cytokine activity
Source: RefSeq, a predicted model, not a curated record